AUGGUUGGCGCUGGCCCGAGAAUGAUUUUUCCCAGCCGCGCGGCGGCAUUGCCAUUGGUUCUUUUCGUUCAUGCUUGUUCGCUGCCGGCCUACAGUAAUGCUGUUGUCUUCAAUCGGACCCGGACCGGGGGAAAAACGCAGGAGAACAAGCAGGGAGAUCAUGCGGAUGACGACCACUUUUCGUCCGGUGAAGAAACCUUCUGGCCAACAGUGGCCACCUUUCUACAAACGCCAGACUUGGGCCGGUUGCGGCAGGCAAACCGCGCAACGGGCAGCGCCGCUAGCAUUAUAUCAGAGUGCACAACAAGCAGACGAACUCGUCGUGGGGUCUCCCUCGUCCUCAUUCGAAUGAAAUAAAGUGCAUGAACAGAAGUGGAGAAGGCCACAUGGACAGAUCAUGAACUCUCUCAUUGUAAAUUUUUAUUUUGCAUGACAAAAAUCCCAGGCACGGCCACGGCUUUUAGUUCAGCAAAUGUCUUGAAAUUAUAAAAAUCGUCCGAGCUGCUGCUUGUCAUCAUACUGCGAAGUGAGUCCUCUGGUGCUAGAAUGAUAGUAUAGCCGGAGAUCUUGCAAAAAUGCAAAGACUUUUUGCAUGAAAAAAAUGAGGGACAGCUGACAAGGAGUUCAUCUUCUUGCGCACGGUCAUACAGCAGGGAGGAGUUGGAAAAGCGCGGCGACAAGCCAGACAUGUACGGCGAAGACGGCGAUCCGGAGGAGGAGGGGGUUUUCGGUGCUGAGUUAUGCAUUGCAAAAGUAUCGUACUAGUAUAAAUCGCAUGACAAAUUCCCUCAGCAUGAAAAAUGGAAUUUGUAAUGCGGAUUUAGGUUAGGACGGAGAUUUGUCAUGCAUGAUUGCGAUUACUACGAGUACGAUACUUUUGCACAGGAUAUGAGUGGCGGAAAAACAAUUCAAAUUCAACAUCACCAUCUCCGGCACCGAGCACGCAGAGCACGCAGGCAAGUUUUGCGGAAAUUUUCGGGCUGGGGCAGGAGGACCAGGACCAGGAGUACCACGCGGGCGGAGGUUUACAACCACCUGGGAUGUUGAUGGCCUCUUAUGGGUCAGACUCGGAGUAG
This is a messenger RNA of Amoebophrya sp. A120, 1076 nucleotides long. NCBI's taxonomy places the organism in Eukaryota, Dinophyceae, Syndiniales, Amoebophryaceae. The record is from the annotation of a GenBank genome assembly.